AUGCGGUCCACAACGUUGCUAAGCCUGGGCGUGUUCGUCGUGUUGGUCCUGCUAACGGAAGCACGGCCGGCACACAGUGCUCUCAUCUUACCGCUGAUCAUCUUCAAGAAGCUGCCCAAACACAAGUUGCUGGUACCGGUGCCCCUACCACUGCCUCUGCCGAUCCCUAUUCCGCUGAUAAAGCCCAAGGUGCUACCGCUGAUCCUGCCGAAGUUGCCCCGGAUCGGGAUCACCCUGCACUUGGGCAAGGGGUCUCCACUGCGACACCUGAGGAUACACCACAAACCGAAGCUGGUGCACCUUGACCACGGCCACGACGACCACGACUACCACCACUCGCACUCGAGUCACCAGCCGCACCACCACCACCACCACGGACCGCCGCAGCACUCGGGCGAGGACGAGGUGUACGAAGUCAAGAGCGCGCCACCGUCGUCGUCGUACCCGAGCAAGGACUGGAAGUCGUAGCCCCGUUCUCGAACACUUCCCCGAGAGUCAUCCUCCCACGUCGUCCUGACGUCAGCUGUGUCCGGAGUGCGUUCGUACACGUGUAAACAGUCACGUGGCGUAUCGAGACGACAGGCCGCGGACCGUUCCGCCCA
Dermacentor albipictus is the source of this 602-nucleotide messenger RNA. RefSeq lists its product as uncharacterized. The record is from RefSeq and is a predicted model, not a curated record. NCBI's taxonomy places the organism in Eukaryota, Metazoa, Arthropoda, Arachnida, Ixodida, Ixodidae.